Molecule: messenger RNA, 906 nt
Organism: Penicillium paradoxum
Lineage: Eukaryota; Fungi; Ascomycota; Eurotiomycetes; Eurotiales; Aspergillaceae
Product: ribosomal RNA processing 1 family protein
Exons: 4
Coding region: 1-906 (301 amino acids)
Biological process (GO): rRNA processing
Cellular component (GO): preribosome, large subunit precursor; preribosome, small subunit precursor; nucleus
Source: RefSeq, a predicted model, not a curated record
AUGGACGGCCAAAAAACUCCCUUCGUCAGGGAGCUCGGUUCGAGUGACCGCAAAGUGCGCGACAAGGCCGUCGACUCUUUAACCCAAUUCGUGCGCUCACGCACCGAUCUGACCCUCGUGGACCUCCUCAAGCUAUGGAAGGGCCUGUUCUACUGCUUCUACCACUCCGACCGACCCCUCACACAACAAGCCCUCGCCCGCGCACUCUCCUACUCCCUCGUCCCCUCCCUCCCCCAAGCCACUCUCCACCGUUUCCUGCGCGCCUUCUGGAUCACAAUCGGCCGUGAUUACCACGCAUUAGACCGCAUCCGUCUGGACAAGUACCUGAUGCUGAUCCGUUUCUACGUGGGCGUAGCAUUCGAGAUUUUCCAAAGCCGACGGCAAAAGCGCAAGCGCGAAGACGCAGCCAAGGGCCGUGGCAAGAAGCAGAAGAAGCAAGAAAAGGCAGAGGUCGAAGAUGAGCAGAAGGACGGCGCCGAGGAUCUCGAGGCUAAAUUCCCCGAUCUCGCGGCUUAUAUCUCCAUCAUUGAGGAGGGUCCUUUGUGUCCUUUGAACUAUGAUGAGGAUCAGCCCAAGGAUGAGGGUGACCCGAAUUAUGUGCCUAUGCCUCAUGGCCCGGAUGGGCUGCGGUACCAUCUUAUUGAUAUCUGGAUUGAUGAGUUGGAGAAGGUUCUUGAGUUUGAGGAGGUUGGUGAUGAAGAGACACCGAAGCGGAAGAUCAAGGGUGAUGUGCCUAUGGAGCUUAUUCUGCGGCCGUUGGAGAAGCUUCGUGCUGAGAGUGCUUACAAGCCUGUUCGUACGAGAGCGGCUGAGGCAUUGGAGGAUGAGCGGUUGUUCGAAUGGGGAAUUCGGACGAGGGAAGUUGAGGAGGAGGAGAGUGAGGAGGAAUGGGGCGGUUUUGAGUAA